AUGUCCAGCUCCAGCACCAUCCUGCUCUUCAUUUACUGGGUGUUGGCGUUCAUCACAAAGUCCAUCAAGCUGUGGCAGUUUGCAGAGUUCUCUGUUGGACCGCGACACCUGAGGUUCUGCAUCACCGCUCUGUUGGUGAUCCUGUAUGGACUCCUGAUGGCCGUGGAGAUCAACGUCAUCCGCGUCAGGAAGUACGUAUUCUUUACCAACCCUCAGAAGGUGAAACCACCAGAGGAUUUACAGGAUUUGGGGGUUCGCUUCCUGCAGCCUUUUGUCAACCUUCUCUCUAAGGCAACAUAUUGGUGGAUGAAUCCUCUCAUUAUCGGAGCCCAUAAGAGGCCAAUAGAGCUGAAGAAGAUCGGCAAGCUGCCCAUCGCUAUGAGAGCCCUCACCAACUACCUGCGACUCAAAGACGCCUAUGAGGAUCAAAGGGACCCGGAUCGAUCCCUGUCUAUCUGGCGUUCCAUGUAUCGAGCGUUUGGCCGUCCCAUCCUGCUCAGCAGCACCUUUCGUUACCUGGCGGACCUGCUAGGCUUCGCUGGACCUCUCUGCAUCUCCGGCAUCGUGCAUAACCUGGAUGCUAAAGAUGAAGUUGCGUCAGCGGACAAGAUGAACGAGAAUGGUUUAAGAGUCUACUUCAUGUUCACCACUGAGCUUCUGAGGAAUAGUUCGGUCCUGGCUGUUCUGCUGUUCUUGGCUUUAGUCCUGCAGAGAACCUUCCUGCAGGCCUCCUACUACGUCACCAUCGAGACGGGCAUCAACCUGCGAGGGGCUCAACUGGUUGGAUGUGGGAAAUCCUCUUUGCUUCUUGCCAUGCUAGGUGAGAUGCAGGCCAUCGAUGGACGGGUCUACUGGAGCAAUAAGAACAGAAACUCUGUGGCCUACGCUGCCCAGAAGUCCUGGCUGCUCAACGCUACAGUGGAGGAAAACAUCACCUUUGGCAGCCCUUUCAACAAACAGAGGUACAAAGCGGUGAUUGAUGCGUGCUCUCUUCAACCGGACAUCGACCUGCUGCCGUACGGAGAUCAAACUGAGAUCGGGGAGAGGGGCAUCAAUCUGAGCGGAGGUCAGAGGCAGAGAAUCUGUGUGGCAAGAGCUCUUUACCAGAACACCAACAUCGUCUUCUUGGACGACCCCUUCUCAGCACUGGACAUCCACCUGAGCGAUCACCUGAUGCAAGAAGGAAUCCUCAAGUUUCUUCAGGACGAUAAGCGAACAGUGGUUCUCGUCACCCACAAGCUGCAGUAUCUCAUACAUGCCGACUGGAUCAUAGCGAUGAAGGAUGGCUCAGUCCUCAGAGAGGGAACCUUGAAAGACAUUCAGACUCAUGACACAGAACUUUAUGACCACUGGAAGACUCUGAUGAACAGACAGGACCAGGAGCUGGAGAAGGACAUUCAGCAGGACAGUCAAACAACACUUGAAAGGAAAACACUGAGGAGAGCAUUCUACUCCAGAGAGCCCAAGAAUCAAAUAGAUGAUGAAGAUGAAGAAGAAGAAGAGGAAGAAGAAGUGUGCUGGUGUUACCUAUCCUCUGGUGGAUUCUUCAUGGUCUUCCUGAUGGUUUCUUCACAACUCCUGAAACACUCAGUCAUUGUUACCAUUGAUUACUGGCUGGCUAAGUGGACCUCCAAAACCAAUCAGAGUACAAACCUGGGAACCGAUGUGAACAAUGGAACCAUAUUUGCUGACAGCAGUAACACAACAAUUCCUCCUUCUGCUUUUUCGGAGGACGGGAGUGACUCAUACCAUCUGCCUGUUUUUGUCAUCCUGUGUGCUGCUGGAAUCACUUUGUGCCUCAUCACCUCCCUCUCUGUGGAGUUUCUGGGUCUUUCUGCAGCCACCAACCUGCAUCACAACCUGCUUAACAAGAUCAUUCACGCUCCCAUCAGGUAA
Nematolebias whitei (Rio pearlfish) is the source of this 1896-nucleotide messenger RNA. Its product is annotated as ATP-binding cassette sub-family C member 9-like. Gene Ontology annotation, biological process: transmembrane transport; potassium ion transport. The transcript has 16 exons. NCBI's taxonomy places the organism in Eukaryota, Metazoa, Chordata, Actinopteri, Cyprinodontiformes, Rivulidae. Gene Ontology annotation, cellular component: membrane. The coding region runs from base 1 to 1896 and encodes 631 amino acids. Gene Ontology annotation, molecular function: ATP hydrolysis activity; ATP binding; ATPase-coupled transmembrane transporter activity. The record is from RefSeq and is a predicted model, not a curated record.